Gekko japonicus is the source of this 3565-nucleotide messenger RNA. RefSeq names its product kielin/chordin-like protein. Gene Ontology annotation, molecular function: protein binding. The annotation marks the transcript as partial. The transcript is spliced from 26 exons. The record is from RefSeq and is a predicted model, not a curated record. NCBI's taxonomy places the organism in Eukaryota, Metazoa, Chordata, Lepidosauria, Squamata, Gekkonidae.
AUGCCAGGGUGGUGGCAGCUGUACCUGGCCCACUGGGCGGCCCUGACCCUCCAGGGCGUGGGGCAGAGCAUCCCCGGAGAGGACGACGCGGAGUUGAACUAUUAUGGGGAGAACGUCAUUGACCUGCUGGAGGCCCUCAACGUCACCCGCUCCAUCGAGGGAGUCACCAGGGCCAAGGGCCCCGAUCGGGGGGUGCCGGCCUGGAAGUUCCGCCAGCGGGUGCCCCACCUGACGCUCCCCUGGGACUACUCCGUCUACCUGCUGUCCACGGUGCAAGCCGCCCUGGGAUUCCACUUCGUGGCCCGCCAGAGCCGUGGCUCAGAGGGAACCCUCAUCUCCUUGGUGUCUCCGGCCGCCACCAAGCGGGACGGGCGCCCGCUGCUGCAGCUGGUGUCCAGCACCCGGCUUGACCAGCUCCGCCUGGACUACCGUGCCGUCCACAACAUGGAGCCGGCUUCCUUGGUCUUCCCCGGCGGCAACCCUUUCGCCCAUGGCCACUGGGCACGGCUGGCCCUCAACCUGGAGCCUCACCGCAUCUCCCUCUUCGUGGACUGCCGGGAGCCGGUCGUCUUUGAGAAGGGCGGCGGGGAAGAGGUGCUGAGCCUCAUCCUGCCCCUGGACCUGCACAUCACCUUUGCCAGCUUGUCUGGAGACAAGGCCAGCAAGUUCUUGGGCUAUUGGCAGACAGCUGAGAUCUCGCCCAGUGGAUUCCCACAACGCCCCUGGCACUGUGAGAACCUACCAGAACCUGAUCCACUGGCUUUGCCCUACACCGUGGCUGAAGAACACUACAUGGCUCUGCCGAGACAACAUCUCCCCCGACUGGAGUCCCCACCACACCAGGAGCCGCUGGCCCUCACGGACAUCCGCCAUUACCAGCGGGAGCCCAGCGAGUCUGAUUUCCCACCCCCGGGGGUUGCGCGGUCCGGCCUGGGCGGCACGGAAGAGAGGAUCCGCAGGAUGGAGGAACUGGUGGACGGACUCGGGACUAUGCUGGACAUGGUGAAGGAGCAGAACUCCAACCUGCUGGGCCGCGUGAAGUCCCUGGAGGAGUGCGAAUGCCGGCGGCUGGCUUGCAUUUGGGAAGGGCGGCGCCACGAGGACGGCGCGUCCUGGGAUCAGGACCCCUGCACCACCUGCCUGUGUGUGCGGGGCAAGCCGGAGUGUUCGCUGAGACAUGACCGACCGCGUUGCCUGGGUUGUGCGGAUGGCCGAAAGGAAGGCGAGACCUGGACCCUCUGGCCAUGCCAGGUUUGCCGGUGUGAGGAUGGCGCAGUAUCCUGCAAGAUGGAAGACUGCCCCCCAGCUGUGUGCCAGCACCCCGUCGUCCCAGAGAGGAAAUGCUGCCCCGAGUGUGGGGACUGCCUGUACAAGGGCCACCACCUGACCAACGGGCAGAGCUACCUGGACGACUCGUGCAUCCAGUGUGCUUGCAAGGCUGGCACCGUGCAGUGCCAAGCUGCCAAGUGCCCGGAGUUGGCAUGCCGGGAGCGUCACGUGCCACCUGGGGAGUGCUGCCCAGUUUGCCGCCCAGGUUGUGAGUAUGAAGGGCAGCAAUACCAAGAGGGAGAAGUCUUUGUGGCCAUCUCCAACCCUUGUAUGAAUUGCUCCUGUCUGAGAAGUCUUGUCCGAUGCUACCCGAUCCGGUGCCCCUCGAGCCGCUGCUCCCAGCCGAUCCCCCAGGCCGGCCAGUGCUGCCCUGUCUGCCCAGCUUGUGAGCUGGAUGGACAUCCCUUGGAACCUGGGCAGAAGCGCCUCUCGGCAGACGGCUGCCAACACUGUUCCUGCUCUGACGGGGAGGUGGUCUGUGUCCCGGCUCAGCAGUGCCCCACGACUUGCACCCACGGGGCACCACCUGCCGUCGGCUCCUGCUGCCCAGAUUGUGCCCGCUGCCUUUUCCAAGGAGCGCUCAUUCCCAGCGGAGCGGAGUUCACCGGCCGUGACCUUUGUGAGCGCUGCAUUUGCGAGGGCACCAUCUCAGCUCAGUCCUGGAUGGUGAUCGAUAUUCCUCUGCCCCCUCCAUAUGCGACAGGUUGUGUGGACGGAACCAGCCAAUAUGAGCACGGCGAGGAGUGGACGCCCACCACGGACCCUUGCCUGAAAUGCAAGUGCCUGGAAGGCAACGCCGUGUGCAAACGGAGGCAGUGUGCGAGUCUGUGCCGCCACCCAGCCCGCCCUCGCUGGGGUUCCUGCUGCCCCGUCUGUGAUGGUUGCCUGUGGGAAGGGCGAGAGUACCGCAGCGGAGAUCCAGUGCCAAGCGGGGACCCUUGCAAGCGGUGCAGGUGUAGGGCUGGGGAGGUUUCCUGUGAGCGGCUGGACACGGACUGCCCCCCCGCAACCUGCAGCCACCCCGCCAAAAGGCCCGGCCAGUGCUGCCCGACCUGUGAGGCUUGUGAAUUUGAAGCACACCUGUACCAGAAUGGAGAGACCUUCACCCCUGGAGGUGGCAACCCAUGCCUGCGAUGCUCAUGCACAGACGGGCACAUCCGGUGCCAGGAGGAGCUCUGUCCCCCUGCCCCCUGCCCCCAGCCUGUCCAAGACCCAGAGCGCUGCUGCCCAGUCUGCAAAGUUUGUGUCCUUGACAGCGUGGAGUUCGAGGAGGGCACCGAAUGGGAGACGGAAGGGGAUCCCUGCAGCACCUGCGUCUGCCUCCAGGGGGAGCCCGUGUGCAGCGCCACUCAGUGCCCACCUGUCCCCUGCCGACACCCAGCCCAGCUACAAGGUUCCUGCUGUCCAACCUGCCAGCAGUGCUCCUACAAGCAGCGGCUCUACGGCAACGGGCAAGAGUUCACCGACCCGGACAGCCCGUGCCAAAGCUGCCGGUGUGCGGACGGCACGGUGCUGUGCUCCCCCACUGCGUGCCCACCAGUGAUUUGCCCCCAUCCCAAGAAGAGGCCUGGAUUCUGCUGCCCAAAAUGUCCAGACUGCACCCUGGACAACCGCGUGGUGCUCGAGGGAGAGGAGUUGCCCCACCCGCAGAAUCCAUGCCAGGCCUGCAUAUGCACCAGCGGGGAACUCCGCUGCACGGAGCGGCACUGCCCCGGGCCCCUCUGCAAACACCCGUUGCCGGGAUCCUGCUGCCAGAAUAACUGCAACGUGUAUGUUGUUGUUCAUAUUAACGGGAAUGUGCAGUGCCUCUCCACCCGCUGUGGCCCCCUGGUCUGCCCAGAGCCCUUCAUGAUGCCCGGGGAAUGCUGCCCUCGGUGCCCAGCCCCUCCGGCCAGCUGCCUGUACCUGGGCGUCUCUUAUCAGCACGUGGAGCGGUUCUACGACCCAUCGGACAAAUGCCGGGACUGCGUCUGCAGCAACGGGACCAUCACUUGCCAACGCCAGCCCUGCGCGCCAGCCCUGUGCUCCCACCCGCUGAAGCAGGACUGCUGCCGUUCCUGCGACGGCUGCCUUUACCUUGGGAAGGAGCUGCCCAACGGAGAGCAGUUUGCAGACCCCAAAGAUCCCUGCAGUGUCUGUUCCUGCUGGGAGGGGAGCGUCACCUGUAAACCCAAGGCCUGCCCACCGCGGGAGUGCCCAUUCCCAGUCCCUGGGCCGUGCUGCAAGAUCUGCGAAG